This is a messenger RNA of Dichomitus squalens LYAD-421 SS1, 516 nucleotides long. Its product is annotated as mitochondrial genome maintenance MGM101. Gene Ontology annotation, cellular component: mitochondrial chromosome; mitochondrial nucleoid. Gene Ontology annotation, biological process: interstrand cross-link repair; recombinational repair. The annotation marks the transcript as partial. Lineage: Eukaryota; Fungi; Basidiomycota; Agaricomycetes; Polyporales; Polyporaceae. The transcript has 4 exons. Gene Ontology annotation, molecular function: single-stranded DNA binding. The record is from RefSeq and is a predicted model, not a curated record.
GACUGGUCGAAGAGUUAUUUUGGAUUGUCCACGCAGCCAUUCCCGAAGGAGGCCGCGGAGACGCUCCUUGCGCCUGUGGACUCUAUGGACGUGGAGAUCAAGCCUGAUGGCUUGAUAUACCUCCCUGAAAUCAAGUACCGCCGCGUACUGAACAGGGCGUUCGGCCCUGGCGGGUGGGGGCUCGCGCCCAGGAGCGAGACGAACGUCGGGCCUCGGGUCGUGAGCAGGGAGUAUGCGCUUGUGUGCUUGGGGAGACUCGUUGGUAUCGCCCGCGGAGAGCAAGAAUACUUUGACCCCAGUGGUAUCCCCACCGCGACGGAGGCGUGCAAGAGCAAUGCGCUCAUGCGGUGCUGCAAAGACCUCGGUAUAGCUAGCGAGCUCUGGGACCCACGCUUCAUCCGGGAGUUCAAGGCGAAGCACUGCGUAGAGGUCUUCGUCGAAGACACCAGGACCAAAAAGAAGAGGAAGUUGUGGCGUCGGAAAGACCAACCCCCGUUCGAGUACCCCUUCAAGGAA